Poecilia latipinna (sailfin molly) is the source of this 1963-nucleotide messenger RNA. RefSeq names its product extracellular calcium-sensing receptor-like. Gene Ontology annotation, cellular component: plasma membrane. The record is from RefSeq and is a predicted model, not a curated record. The coding region runs from base 72 to 1775 and encodes 567 amino acids. The transcript has 6 exons. NCBI's taxonomy places the organism in Eukaryota, Metazoa, Chordata, Actinopteri, Cyprinodontiformes, Poeciliidae. Gene Ontology annotation, molecular function: G protein-coupled receptor activity. Gene Ontology annotation, biological process: G protein-coupled receptor signaling pathway.
UUCAAAAAGUUGCUGAUGUGAUCCGAAGCUCCACUGCCGUUGUCGUCGUGGCGUUCGCGUCUUCUGGAGAUAUGAAGUUCCUCUUGGAGGAGCUGGCUCGGGACCCGCCUCCACCUCGUCAGUGGAUCGGAAGUGAGGGCUGGGUCGGUGACCCGUACUUGCUCAGCUUCAGCUUCUGUGCGGGCACCAUCGGGGUUGCCAUUCAGCAAUCCGUCACCCCCGGGCUGAGAGACUUCCUCCUGGAUCUCUCUCCCUCAGACGUGGCCUCUUCCUCCGUGCUGACUGAGUUCUGGGAGGAGGCGUUCAACUGCAGUCUGACAAAAAAUUCUGAUCUGAGCAAAAAAAUGUGUGACGGAACUGAAGAUAUUAAAGCCCUCCGAAGCCCGUACACUGAAACGUCUCAGUUAAGAAUUAAUAACAUGGUGUACAAGGCUGCUUAUGCAAUAGCUCAUGCCAUUCACAGUGCAGUGUGUGAGGAAACAAACGGCUACACUCAGUGUGACAAACGCAUCAUUUUAAAGCCCAACGAGGUUUACACUGAACUAAAGAAAGUCAACUUUUCCCAAAAUGGUUAUCAUGUGUCAUUUGAUGUUAAUGGAGAUCCAAUGGCUUUUUAUGAGCUGGUGAACUGGCAGAAGAGUGAGAGUGGAGUGCUUGAACCGGUGACAGUGGGGUUUUAUGACGCAUCGCUGCCGGUGGGUCAGCAGUUCCGUAUCAAUGGAAACUUAACCUGGGUGGAGGGCGACACACAAGUUCCAGUCUCCGUUUGCUCAGAGAGUUGUCCUCCAGGAACUCGUAAAGUGUUGCAGAAAGGAAAACCAAUCUGCUGCUAUGACUGUAUACCAUGUCCUGAAGGAGAAAUCAGUAAUAUGACAGAUGCUCCCGAUUGCUUCCUGUGUCCCAGAGAGUUCUGGCCUAAUGCAGAGAAGAACUAUUGUUUUCCCAAACCUGUGGAGUUUCUUUCGUUUGAUGAAGUCCUGUCAAUCAUCCUGGCUGUAUUAUCUGUUGGUGGAGCCUUUCUGGCCAUUAUUACAGGAAUGCUUUUCUUCCAUCACAGAACAACACCGAUUGUCAGAGCCAACAACUCUGAGCUGAGCUUCCUGCUGCUCUUCUCUCUGACUCUGUGUUUCUUAUGUUCACUAACUUUCAUUGGAGCCCCCUCUGAGUGGUCCUGCAUGCUGCGGCACACAGCGUUUGGCAUCACAUUUGUUCUCUGUAUCUCCUGUGUUCUUGGGAAAACUAUAGUGGUUCUAAUGGCCUUUAAAGCUACACUUCCUGGUAGUAAUGCUAUGAAAUGGUUUGGUCCUCCACAACAAAGGAUGACUGUAGUGUCAAUCACCUUAGUUCAAGUUAUAAUAUGUAUCAUAUGGUUGGUUGUGAGUCCUCCCUUCCCAGUGAAAAAUCUGAGCACCUACAAGGAGAAGAUCAUCCUGGAAUGUGCGUUAGGCUCUGCUGUUGGUUUCUGGGCUGUGCUCGGCUACAUCGGCCUGCUGGCUGUGUUUUGCUUUGUGUUAGCUGUUCUAGCUCGGAAACUACCUGAUAAUUUCAACGAAGCCAAGAUGAUAACCUUCAGCAUGUUGAUAUUCUGUGCCGUCUGGAUCACCUUCAUCCCAGCUUAUGUCAGCUCUCCUGGAAAAUUUACUGUGGCUGUGGAGAUAUUUGCCAUUCUGGCCUCCAGUUUUGGACUGAUACUGUGUAUAUUUGCUCCAAAGUGUUUCAUUAUUUUGUUUCAACCAGAGAAAAACACUAAGAAAUAUUUAAUGAACAAAAAGUAGGAGUAUGUCAUGAGGCGACUGAAAUCAAAAUGUACAUUAAGCAAUGUUAUUGUAGCUGUUAAACAUUUGAUCCACCUCCAUUUCAUUUCACAAAGCUUUAAAGUAUCAUAAAUAUCAGCUGCAUGAGAGAUUUUGUUGUUUGUGUUGUCUUGUUUCAAAAAUAAAUCAUACAAUAAACUGUACAAAAA